AUGCAGACCUUCGCCAUCGUCGCUCUCCUGGCCGCGGCCUCCAACGUGGCCUUCGCCUCACCUGUCAGCGACUCGCUCUUCGAGCGUGAUAACGUGCCCAGCGUUGGAUUUGGGCAGCAGCUGCAGACAUCGAGUGAGGCGAACUACUGGGUCAUCUGGGAGCACGGCAAGUCGGCGUGCCCGGCCACUCGGACUCUGAGCCAGUUGACCGACAGCCCUUGCGACAUUGCCUUCUCGCUCCCCAGCCGCUCCGACAAAGUUAAGCUUUGCGAAUGCAACGGUAACAACGAGCCGCAGUCACUUUGCACCGAAAAGGGCGACGUGAUCCGCGGCUGCAGUCAGAAGAACUACAAGAUUACUUGCCACGGCGACACCCACGACAUCGUACAACACGGACACUGCGACAGCUAA
Molecule: messenger RNA, 411 nt
Organism: Neoarthrinium moseri
Lineage: Eukaryota; Fungi; Ascomycota; Sordariomycetes; Amphisphaeriales; Apiosporaceae
Exons: 1
Coding region: 1-411 (136 amino acids)
Source: RefSeq, a predicted model, not a curated record